CAAAAGUGUUGCAAUUCUAGUCAACGAGUCGCUAUUUCUUCCCGGACUGGCCAACUUGAGUAAGGCGUCCUGUCUUCGGUGAGAAAUGAUCAUUGAGAUCAUCAAUGACUGUGAGCUGGCGUUCCAAUUGGACGGUGAUUGGCUCAAAGCCGGCGACUUCAAGUCCGAGAAAUCGGCCUUGAUCCCACCGCUGGCGCAGACUACGGUGGAGAUCGCACCUUCGGCCGUGGAAGGUGUGUCUGGAGUUGCCUGGUGGGUUGAUGUGACGGGGCACAGUGUGUACCUGUCCAUGGCAAUGUCCAAGCCUCGCAUCGGGAAGAAUACCUUUUCGUGCUACGCCGGAUUGCCUCCACCGAACCUGAAGACGAUACUCUCCAAAGCCCCCAAGCUGGAGUCGGCCACAACGGAGGCCAGUUUUCCGGGUCAAGGCCCUGGCUGCGAAUGGGUGGCCACAAAACAGGGUGUACGAGUCAGGAUCUUCUCCGAGCUGGACGAGUUCGUGCCCCCCACAGCUAGUGACCUGUCCCCAAAGGAGCAGUCAGAGACAGAAGGAGCGGAAGGAGCGGAAGGAGCAGAAGGAGCGGAAGGAGAAGUCGAACACGUGCCUUCGACGUCUUCGACCGCUCUGGCGAUACCAGGUGCCUAUGGUGGCAAAGAAGGAGGUGACUUCAUGGCCUUGACUCGCCCAAAGGAUGGCACAGAUGGACUUGUUCGUGGCUUGAAGACAGCUGGAGUGAGUGUGGCUGGUGGCUUGGUAACGAUCGUUGCGGCACCAGUGGCGGGAGCGAGGUCUGGCGGUGCGACGGGAUUCGUCAAGGGACUAGGUGUGGGCGUCUUGGGGGGUGCCGCCAUGGCGGUCGGUGGUGUCGGCUGCGGCAUUGCUCAGGUUGGGAGAGGGCUUAUGCAAGCCCCAAAGGCAGCCAGAGCCCGGCGUGAAGAGAAGGUUUGGGAUCAAGAGCUCGGGAAAUGGGUUGAUGUGGACCUUUGUGCUUUGGAGCGCCAGAUGGCACAGGAGACGGACAAGGACACGAGCUCCACUCCAGGAGGUCUUGGGGUUUCGCAGCAUGCUCCACACAGGCUACUUUUGAUAGCAGGUUCGGGAGAACCGCAUUCAGAUGGACAAGUGGCAGAUACCGAGUACUAUGAUUUGCUCCAAAUCCAGCCGAACGCCAACCCCUCUGAGAUCAAGAAGGCAUACUACAAAGAGGCAAGGCUGUGCCAUCCUGACAAAAAUCCUGGGGAUGCUGAGGCCACAGCAAAAUUCCAGAAGCUGAGUACUAUCUACCAGGUCCUUUCAGAUCCCGAACUCCGAAAGAAGUAUGACCGUGAUGGCAAAGAUGGAGUCGACAAGCAGAAGACGGUGCAGAUGGACCCCAGGGCAUUCUUCGGACUGCUUUUUGGAUCCGAGCGCUUCGAACCUUGGACGGGCGAGCUCUUGAUUGCUGCUCAAGCGGACCAUUUUACAAAAGCAAAUGAAGAUGAUGAGAUGUCGGAGCUGGAGAAAAGCCUCAAGAAGCGCCAGCUUCGUCGCGAGGUUGCUUGUGCUGUGAAUCUCCGUGAGCGGUGUGCGAGAUAUGUGUAUGGCCGGGAUACCGAGGGCUUUAAGGCUCAGAUGCGGAAGGAAGCUUCAGAACUUGCUUCCUCACAGUUUGGACCCGAGCUCUUGCAGGCUCUGGGUGAGAUGUACUUGGUACGUUCUGAGAUCUACCUGGCCAAUGAGCUCCAUGGCCGUAUCUCUCUCACCAAGUCGCGCGCAUCAAUGAAGCACAAUGGCCUAGUCCUGAAGCACCGCUUGCGCUUCUACAAGAAUGCCGCUGGAAGCCUGAUCAAAGCUGGUAAGGUGUACAGUGCGGCGAGCAAAUUCUCAAAGGAGGAGCCUACACAGACAGAAGGUGAGGGCCCCCCUUUGAGUGAAGAGCAAGCCCAGGAGGUCGAACGCGUCAUGGAUGAUGCACUCCCACUCUUUUUGCAGACCGCAUGGUCGUACGUGGUGCGUGACAUUGAUCGAACAGUUCGGGAUGUUGGUCGGAAGUUCCUGCAGGACAAGUCAGUGCCAUGGCAAAUCCGCAUUCGCAGAGCUGAAGCUUUGAAACUUCUAGGUGAGAUCUUCCAAGCAGAGGCUACGGCCGCCAAAGCAGCUGGACCGGAGCAAGGUGCCGAUGGCACAGCGAAAGCCGUGCUGCAAGAGGCAAUGCUUGGGGCCAUGAGGUGACACAGCUUCGCAAGCCCUGUUGCGCUUGGCGACAGGAGGCUUGCCAGUCCCAAAUUCCGAUGGUCUGAGCCUUUUCAUGAUCUACGAGGGACAUGCGACUUGCAUAGCUUUGGGCUUUGGGCUUCCUGGAUUUCCAGGACGUGCUCAAAUCCUUGCUCGGGAGCCACUGCUCCUGCCUUUUGCAGCUUAGUUGCGUAGCACAGACUCAGCCUUUGGCCGGUUUUGGCCGGAAGAUGUACAGGACCAAUCAAGGCCUAAUCCUUGCAGCGAACAGAACAUGUCCACAUGGUUCAAA
Messenger RNA from Durusdinium trenchii, 2507 nucleotides. The record is from the annotation of a GenBank genome assembly. Lineage: Eukaryota; Dinophyceae; Suessiales; Symbiodiniaceae.